GCCACAGUCUCAUCUUUGGACAAAAAAGGAAAACCAAACCAAACUAAGAUGUGGGAUUUGCUAUGUCUGGAGGGUAUUGUCCCAUGAAUUUGCCUGCAGAGACUAAGGUAGCUCUUGGCACUCUUAGACUCUCCAGGGAUAUUAUUCUGCAUCUCUUAAGAGCAGCCUGAUGGCAGCAGCUCUUAGAGUCUGUAUGGUGAUUUCUGUUGAAUAUUUUUGAUCACAGCUACACUAUUAUCAAUGCACCUGUUUGUCAAAUUCACAAAGGCAAACCAGCUGACAUCAUGGAAGGAAAGAAUCAAACAGCUCCAUCUGAAUUCAUCAUCUUGGGGUUCGACCACCUGAAUGAAUUGCAGUAUUUACUCUUCACCAUCUUCUUUCUGACCUACAUAUGCACUUUAGGAGGCAAUGUUUUUAUCAUUGUGGUGACCAUAGCUGAUUCCCACCUACACACACCCAUGUAUUAUUUCCUAGGAAAUCUUGCCCUUAUUGACAUCUGCUACACUACUACUAAUGUCCCCCAGAUGAUGGUGCAUCUUCUGUCAGAGAAGAAAAUCAUUUCCUAUGGAGGCUGUGUGACCCAGCUCUUUGCAUUCAUUUUCUUUGUUGGCUCAGAGUGUCUCCUCCUGGCAGCAAUGGCAUAUGAUCGAUAUAUUGCUAUCUGUAAGCCGUUAAGGUACUCAUUUAUUAUGAACAAGGCCCUGUGCAGCUGGUUAGCAGCCUCAUGCUGGACAUGUGGGUUUCUCAACUCAGUGUUGCACACCGUUCUGACCUUCCACCUGCCCUUCUGUGGUAACAAUCAGAUCAAUUAUUUCUUCUGUGACAUACCUCCCUUGCUCAUCUUGUCUUGUGGUGAUACUUCCCUCAAUGAACUGGCUUUGCUGUCCAUUGGGAUCCUCAUAGGCUGGACUCCUUUCCUGUGCAUCAUCCUUUCCUACCUUUACAUCAUCUCCACCAUCCUGAGGAUCCGUUCCUCUGAGGGGAGACAGAAAGCCUUUUCCACCUGUGCCUCCCACCUGCUCAUUGUUAUUCUCUAUUAUGGCAGUGCUAUCUUCACGUAUGUGAGGCCCAUCUCAUCUUACUCGCUAGAGAAAGACAGAUUGAUCUCAGUGCUGUAUAGUGUUUUCACACCCAUGCUGAAUCCUAUAAUUUAUGCACUGAGGAAUAAGGACAUCAAAGAGGCUGUGAAGGCCAUAGGGAGAAAGUGGCAGCCACCUGUUUUCUCUUCUGAUAUGUAACAUCUCUUAUGUGUGGUCAAUGAUCUUACAUUAGAAAUUUAACUUUUUCACCAUGCAGUUGUUGCUAGUUACAAUGACUUAAAAUCUUCUUGCGAUAUUUGAAAACUGAAGAGUUGGCACACUGAACCUUAAGUGUACGUUUCUGUUUUGUUAGUCUCUAAUUGAGUUACUUAUUUAGUUUCUGUCCUUUUUAUUUGUCUUCUCCAUUUUGGAAUCCUCGUCUAAAGAUGGUUCCUCUCUCAUUCCAUUUCUAUUUGCUUGAUAGACUUCAUGGCUUAUUACUUGUGAAAGUCUGUCCUCUGAGCCAAGCAACUGCCAUCUUGGAACAUUAAGCUGAACCCCCUUGCAAAAUAUCAUCCCAUUUGGGAUUGUUUACUGUUUACAUCCUCUCAUGGAAGAGUGCAAGGACCACAAGACCCUACUUGAGUAUCCACAUGCUCCCUACCACCUGUUGUAUACUACAUGGAUGCAGGGAGAAGUUAGAGUAUAUAGGCCAGAAGAUCAGGGGAGGAGUUUCCAUUCAUGGGACUAUGGGUAGGUAUCUGUCAGGGUUCUCUAUAGUCACAGAACUUAUGGAAUAUCUCUAUAUUAUUAAAUGAAUUCAUUGUAAUGAUUUACAUUCUGUAGUCUAACAAACCCAACAAUGGACAGCUGUGAAUGUGAAAUCCAGAAGCCUAGUAGUUGCUCAGUACACAAGGCUAGCUGUUUCAUCUGGUUUUCCAGCUGGAACAGCUGGAACAUCUGGAUUUCCAGCUGGAACAGCUGGAAUCCUGAAUAGGUAGGUUACAACAGAUGUGCUGGAAAGUAAGUGCAAGCAGCCAAGGAAGAAUGAAUCUUCCCUCUUCCAAUGACCUUAUGUAGGCCUCCAGAAGAAGGUGUAACCUACGUUAAAGGUGUGUACUACCUCACCUGGAUCUGGAACUUGCUUUGUUCCAGGCUGACAUUGAAGUCUGCUUGCCUCAGUCUCCCGGAAUUAAAGGCAUGUACUACCUUGCUUGGGCCUAAGCUUUAUAUAGCCACUAUACCUCAAAAUCUCCAUGUCAAGAUCCAGGUCAAAAACCUGUAUCUUCCAGCCUCAAGAUCUGGUAAACCCUCCAUUUCUGGAUUGUAGUUCAUUCCAGAGGUAGUCAAGUUGAUAACCAGGAAUAGUGAUCACAGGGUACCUCAUUCCUGCUAGGUAAUGCCUUUCAGAUGCAGCCUAUUGGAGGAGAAACCUCCAAACUCCUGUAUUCACCUAUGUUCUGUAAGCUCAAUAAACUAAUUCCCAUAGUGAACUUUGGCAUAAUUGGGUUUGCUAACUCUUAGGACAUUAAAAAUGUGGAGACAUUGCUUAUAUCUCUCUGGCAAGGGAUUUUAGCAACAAUACUAUAUUUCAUGUAAGUAAAAGAAAUGAGAGACCCGUGAGAUGAUCCAGCAGGUAGUCACUUUCUGUCAAGCUUGGUGAUCUGAGUUUGAUCCAAGGGUCCCAUGUGACAACCUACAAAUUGUUUUCUAGCCUUCAUAUACACAAUUUGGCAUGUAUGUGAACACACACACACACACACACACACACACACACACACAUUGCUGAAAAGACAGUAAGGUAUUUCAGUUCAUAUUCAUAGUUCUUUCAAAAGAUGGACUAUCCCAAUAAAAUUUGUUUUAGGUUUACAGAGCUAUGUUAUAGAGUAUCUUAAGCUUAGGAAACAUUUUUCUAAAAAUGCCGAACACCAUGAUAUAUAAAACAUAUACAAAAUGAAUUAUAAUUUUUGAGAGGGAGUAAAGUUUUUAGUUAUGUAACAAGUAAUCAGAAAAGGUAUGUAUGAGUAUUUAAUUACUGUUUUUAUAUUUUAUUAUCAAUCAAGGAAGAGCUACAGACCAAUUUUCUAGUGAACAUAACUACAAAACACUUGUGAUCUAAAUUCAAGAUCACAUGAAAAUUAUACAGUCUCCAAAUUGGUAUUAUUGUUUGGAGACAAGGCUGGUUCAGCAUGUGCAGACAUUGGUUGGGAGUCUUUAGAGGAAGCAGAAUAUAAUAGAACACACACACACACACACACACACACACAGAGGCAUGCACACACACAGAUACACAAUAUGGCUAAAUUGUUCAGUAACAGCAGUACCAUGGCUAAAAUCUCAGUACUUAGUUGUUGCUCAGUCUAUAACAUUAGGUGCCUGAGUAGUUUGAGUAGUCAAAUAAUGGCUAUCUCACACUAAGAGGGCAAGUUCCCAAGAAAGGGUGCCCCAACAGUCCUGGAGUUGAAAUUUGGAAGGGUCCUGGAGAUCCACUGGUCCUAAGUCCAUGUUGGAAACCUGGAAAAUUUGUCCUGACAUCAGCAAAGAUAGCAACAGUAGCAAGCAAGUAAAUUAACCCAGCAGUGAAAGGGAAAGUCAAGUGAGUAGAGGGCAAACAAUCUUCCUUCUUCUAUGCAUCCUUUUAUGUCUAGGCUACCACCAGAAGGUGUCACUCACAUUUGGAGUGGACCUUUCCAUACCAAUUAAGAUGAUCAAGACAGUUUCACAAUCGAGGAUCCCUGCUGAGAUGAUUCAAAGUUGUACUACAAUGGCCUUUAAAACCAAAAAUCACCAUGUGCAAAUCAAACACAUACUAUACAGUAUUAAUAGACUUAAUGGCAAAAAAUGACAUAAUUAACAUGAGAUGUAGAAAAAGCAUCUGCCAAUGUACAACAGCUUCAUGAUAAAAUGUAUUGAAGAAAACAGGGAUAGACAGAACAUACCUCCAAACAAUAAAUACUGUACAUAUGACAAAUGCAUAAACAUUGUACUAGAUAUGGAGAAUUAUGAUCACCACCUCUAGCAUCUGUAACAGGACAAAGAUGAUAAUCCUUUCUACAUUUAUUGAGAACAACAAUCAAAGUUUUAGUUUGAACAAUAAAAUAAGAGUGCAAAGUAGAUAUUAGCUUUGCCUAUUUGUAAAUGGCAUGAAUCUAUACUUAAAAUACCCCACAGAGUCGCCAGAAGAAUUUAGAUAUGAUAAAUAGUUUUUAAAA
Molecule: messenger RNA, 4231 nt
Organism: Mus musculus (house mouse)
Lineage: Eukaryota; Metazoa; Chordata; Mammalia; Rodentia; Muridae
Gene: Or5v1b
Product: olfactory receptor family 5 subfamily V member 1B
Exons: 2
Coding region: 285-1238 (317 amino acids)
Biological process (GO): G protein-coupled receptor signaling pathway; signal transduction
Cellular component (GO): membrane; plasma membrane
Molecular function (GO): G protein-coupled receptor activity; olfactory receptor activity
Source: RefSeq, a predicted model, not a curated record